CGCCGCGUAUACAUGCAGAGCACCAGCGGCAGCAGCACCAGCAGGAGGUGUUCUCUCUGUUGCUCGGUCUGGUGGUGGUGGUCCUCUCCGUGUGCGGUUCGCGCGCGCCGACAGACGACACAUCUCCACGGCCGACGGACAGCGACGGACGUGGGCCCCGCCGGCGCAAAAUGCAGGGCCGUGUUCUCUUGUAGCGAGACCGCCGCCGCCGCCGCCGCCGCCGCCGACGCCGAGUAGACGCCGCCGACCAGCGGGUUACUGCAGAGAAUGGCUAGUUUCAAGGAGUGGCCGUCGUUCUUGAUGGUAUUUUUGUUUGCGCACUUUGCUCAAUAUUGUUGCACUCGAAUUGACGAUGAUGGGUGUAAUUAUAAUGGAAAUUCUCAACACAGAUGCGUACCAAAAGUUAACUAUAGGCACAAAGAAAAAGAGGUUCUUGAUCAAAUUUUAGGUCCAGGAAGCUACGAUGCUAGGAUCCGUCCAUCAGGAGUUAAUGGCACAGGCGACUCUCCCUGCAUUGUGUAUGUCAACAUGUUGGUACGGUCCAUCAGCAGAAUUGAUGAUUACAAAAUGGAGUACAGUGUGCAACUGACGUUCCGUGAACAAUGGAUGGACGAGAGGCUAAAAUUUAACGAUUACAACGGUAAAAUGAAAUACUUAACUUUGACUGAAGCCAACAGAGUGUGGAUGCCCGACUUGUUCUUUUCUAACGAGAAGGAAGGUCAUUUCCACAAUAUAAUUAUGCCGAACGUGUACAUCAGGAUAUUCCCCAAUGGAUUAGUCUUGUACAGUAUAAGAAUAUCUCUUACUCUAUCGUGUCCAAUGAAUCUCAAAUUAUAUCCACUGGAUCGUCAAACGUGUUCACUCCGAAUGGUCAGCUACGGCUGGACGACUGACGAUUUAGUAUUUUUAUGGAAAGAAGGUGAUCCAGUGCAAGUGGUAAAAAAUUUGCACUUGCCUAGAUUCACUUUAGAAAAAUUUCUCACGGAUUACUGUAACAGCAAAACUAACACAGGAGAAUACAGCUGCUUGAAAGUGGACCUGCUGUUCAAGCGGGAGUUCAGUUACUACCUGAUCCAGAUCUACAUACCGUGCUGCAUGUUGGUGAUCGUGUCGUGGGUGUCGUUCUGGCUGGACCAGAGCGCUGUGCCCGCGCGCGUGUCGCUGGGCGUCACCACGCUGCUGACGAUGGCCACGCAGACGUCCGGCAUCAACGCGUCCCUGCCGCCCGUGUCCUACACCAAGGCCAUCGACGUGUGGACGGGCGUGUGCCUGACGUUCGUGUUCGGCGCCCUGCUCGAGUUCGCGCUGGUCAACUACGCGUCCCGGUCGGACACGCACAGGGACGACAUGAGCAAAAAGUGCGACCUGGAGCGCACCGUGUCCAUGGACGUCGGCGACUACGAGGACGGCCCGAACUCGUUCAAUAUGGUGAGGUCGAAUAGUACGAAGCCGCUGAUGCGUCCCGAGCUGAUGAUGUCCCGGGACAAGAUGAGCCAGAUCAUCCACCAGGCGCCGCCCAUGGAGAAGAACUCGUGCUGGAAGUCGUGGAUGUCCAAGUUCCCCACCAGGUCCAAGCGCAUCGACGUCAUAUCCCGCAUACUGUUCCCGAUGGUGUUCGCCAUGUUCAACAUGUCCUACUGGUCCACGUACCUGUUCCGCGAGGGCGUGGACGAGGACAAGUAAUUCAGAACCGCAGACCGUCGCCGCCGUCGUAUUAUUAUUAUAUUAUUUUAAUUAUUAUCAUCAUUAUUAUUAUUAUUAUUAUUAUUGUUAUUGUCUCCACGGCACAUGAUAAUAUUAUUAUUAUUAUUAUUAUAAAAAACACGCGAGCUCGCGUUUCGUGUAUUUGGAUUUCCGUUUUUCAGCAGACCACGGUUUCCAUUAUUACGAUCUGUUUUGCAGGUUCGUUUAGUUUUUUCUUUUGUUUGUUUGUUAUCACUGUUGAUAUAUCCAUUGGUCUUACGAGUAUUUUUUAUUUUAUUUUUUACACGAAUCUCUCUAUACGUAGUCAUUGUGUAGUCUAAAUCUUCUCUCAACUCGAAGUGCAUUUACUCGCAUCAAUACAAUUAUUAUGAUUAUUAUUAAUAGUAAACUCAACCAGAUCUCCCGAAAACUAUAUAAUAAACAAAACGUGUCCACUCCACAUUAUUAUAUUGAUUACCAUCUCAAUCGAUAUUUUGUAAUUUUUUUCUACAUUCCAUGCUCAAUUUUACCUUUAAACGAAACCAUUUGAUUCAUUUGUUACACACCUGACAGAUACAAAGAGACAGGGUCCUUAUACGAAAUCUGUCGGGGAAAUCUGUUCGCGUGUCCGACGCGCACGAAUCGAUUCCAUCCAAAUUUAAUUUAUCGAAAGAGCGAGAGUUUUCUUACAUAUAAUAUACCAUGUUUAUACCUCAUAGAAAUCAACAUAAAACUCCAUCGGCGUUUUCCUUAACCCGACGAAUUGCAACUAUUAUUCUGUCCGUUUCGUCUAUCCCGUUCGAGUUAAUUAAUUACUUACUUACUUCCUUAUUUACAAACGCUCAAUGUCGUUUUUUCUUCUGUUUUUCGUGUUCUUAGCCAUGUCUACCACCAUCACGUAUCAUCGCCACAGAAAAUAAUAUUAUUCCAUGUUCGCGCGCAUCCCGAAUCGAAACUAUAUUAUAAUAUAGAGACAUUUUAAAAAUAAUUCACAUAAUUCAUCAAUUCUGAAUUGCACGAAUAAUAAUUUUGUUUUAAUAAUUGUGCUUCAUAGCAAUUCAAUAUUCGUUUUUUAUUAGGUACAUUAAAAUUGCAUUUUUUUCCAAGCACAAUAAUUGCGCUAAUAUUAUAUAAAAAUGAAUACAUGACUUACGGUAGAUGCGGUCUAGAAAGUCCAUAUAAUAUGACAUCCGAUAUUAAACAUCGUACACGGAUGUUAAUUACUCAUAUUUUAUGUGAAAUAAUAUAUUAUUUUUAUUGUCACCAAGACUGUAUGAUAUUCAUAUGUGCAAAGGCCACUAUGACGACAUACCGUAUAUGGUAAACAGGGUGAGAUGGAAAGUUCUGACCGAAACCGCUGCCGGUUCGAUGACUUUAAAACCCAAUUAAUAUGUAAUGCUUUUGUCUAAUAGUCGUUAAGCUGAUCAUUAUUGAAUUUGACCAUUAACUUAAAGCCAUAGUUAUAUAUAUAUAUAUCAGAAUUCGAAAAACAUAAGAAGACACUUAAACAAUCCCGAAUAAGUCAAAUUUAAUUUGCCUUUAAUUGUAUGUCCUGUUAUAAAAUAAAUUGUGUUUUAAAACUGUUCCAUUUUUUCUCGACUUUUCAAACUUUUCGUAAACUUUAUGACACAUUUUACUGUUCCCGUAUAAAUCAAAUUAAAUCAUUUUAUCAUAAGAUUGCAAGAAAAAGUUAUCCCAUUUUAUUUUGUAAUUCCACUAAAAUGUUCAAGUCAUUCGAAACGAUUAACAAUUAAUUAAUUCUUGUUUUCUCUUCUCUCUCUCUAUAUAUAUAUAAUAUAUAUUAUAAAUACAUAAAAACCAACUCGGUUGACGAAAUCAAAGAUAAACAAACGACGACUGACUGUCGUCUUUUUCCGUCCGCCAUUCAUUUAUGUCCAGUUACACAAUCGCAUCUUUAUGGUCUAAUGGUCACGGUUAAGCUAUUUUUGAAAAUAGAAACGUACACGUUGCUUACUCACAUUAUAUAUACAAGACACGCGCGUGGAUAGGACAGACGUCAUAUUAAACGAUAUACACCCAGCUGCAUCUGAUUCAUCUCACGUUGUCUUAUCACGCUUAGGGCGUAUCCCAUUAAGUCGGAUUAAAACUUUUCAAGUCCCCUGGAAUAAUACGCUGUACCGUUUAGUCUGAUGUACAACAUUAUGAACACACCCGCCCACGACCGAAGGCGAAUACUCGAUAGGGUUAUAUUAAUUUAAAAUUAAUUUAAAAUUAAGAUAAAUACGUAUAUAUACAUGUAUAUAUAUAUAUAUAAUGUGUGUAUAUAUUAUAUUAUAUACGAUUUUUAUGAUUUUUAACGAUAAGAUAAUAUUAUAUUAUUAAUUUGUGUCGUUUGACACAUACAUUUGACGCUAUAUCAUAAUGUAUAAUGUGAAUAUAAAAGUUGCCAGAAAAGAAUGCUAAAAAAUGUGAUUUUUUUUUUUUAAUAACAAUAACUGGUCCACGGAACUAUAUAAUAUUAUGCAAUAGUUUUGUACAUAAUGUCGGGUGUAACGCUGACCAAUAGUUAAAACAUUAUAGCGUUGAAUACGAUUGGUUUAAAAUAAAAUCUCAUUUUUAGUAAUUGAAAUCAGUGACCACUAAAUGAUAUAUACUGUAUUUGACAUUGAGUAUUAUAUCAUAGUGGUGAUAACUUAGAUUACUGUAAACAAGAAAAGAACUAAAAGUCUGACAUCUUACUCUGACUGUUUUUGUUCGUUUCGAUAAUAUUUGAAAUUAUUUUCAUUUCUACGAUUUAUGUUAAUGGCUAUGAUGUAAUAUGUACAUAAAUUAAAAUCUGAAACGAAUAUUUAGAAAAACUCUUAAAAAUGUAUAGACCAUCCAGUAAUCUGAGUAAUGUCUCACACAACUUUUUAAAUACUAUUCCUACACACUAAAAAUAUUACAGUUUAUAAAAAUCCCAAUAAUCAUAAAACCACUUUUAUGAUAAUCGUUAGUAAGCUCCAAUAAUAAAUAAAAGUAGUCAUUACAAACAGUAAAUAUCGGUUACGCCGUGUUGAAAAAAAGUAAUCUAACCUAACCACGAUAUCUCAAACGGACUGAAAAUUUGCUUGGUAUCGUCUUAAUCGAUAUUGCGUUUAUAUUGGUAGGUAUUUUAUAAAAUGUACUUCAAACGUCAAUUUAUUGUUCCAGUGCGUAUCUAAAAAACGUUUCCACACCCCAACUAUUCAUGUUCAUCAUAAUAAUAAUAUAUUAUAGAAUUAUCUGUUCGAUAGGUACUAACGUUGCCAAUUUCAGAUGCAGAUGUAGGUAAACAUACCAAAAAAAAAAAACAUUUUCUAUUAUGUUUUAAAUUUUGAAACCUCAUUACUACAUCAUUAUAAUAUAAAUUCUCGAGCUCCAUUCAUUAUGUACCCAGUCAAAGGCGCCAUUAGUCGUAAUUGAAAUUUGAAAAAAUAAAAUAAAUAUAAAAUCUUCGUGAUGGAAAAUUCCGCUUGAUGUGUGAGCACCAUACACGGAAAAUAUUUUUGCACAAUGUAAAUUAAUUUAAAGAUAAGUUUUUAAGUGAGGUGUCAGUGAUUCUUAACAGUAAUAAAAAAAAAACUGUCAUUUGAUCCUACUGCCGAGAUACAUAAUGGUUUUAAAAACCACGUAUUAGAGUAAUCGUGUGGUUAAUCGGUUGCUAAUUAAAUGAGAGAAUUAUAAACAAUUAGUGUACUUAGUAAGUUUGUUUCAAAUACUUGUGUUUUUUUUUUUUU
Molecule: messenger RNA, 5402 nt
Organism: Myzus persicae (green peach aphid)
Lineage: Eukaryota; Metazoa; Arthropoda; Insecta; Hemiptera; Aphididae
Gene: GluClalpha
Product: glutamate-gated chloride channel
Exons: 10
Coding region: 268-1683 (471 amino acids)
Biological process (GO): chloride transmembrane transport; chemical synaptic transmission; regulation of membrane potential
Cellular component (GO): synapse; membrane; neuron projection
Molecular function (GO): neurotransmitter receptor activity; transmembrane signaling receptor activity; chloride channel activity
Source: RefSeq, a predicted model, not a curated record